UUGCCUCAAUCCUGUCUGUCUCAUCCUACAUCGCCCCUACCUUGCGUGACUCAGGUCCGCAGCGAGCUGGAAUUGUUCGCCAACCGGGCUGAGCUGUUGGCCAUCGCGGUGCUAAAUCGUGUCUCGCUCAAGGACAACACUCCGGCCAAGAAGAUAUGCAGUGACAUGCUCAAAGUUCCAUUGCGCACCUUCGGUGGCGUCUCACUGAUCGACCUAUUCGCACGCGCCCAUUGCAACGAUCUGAUCGGCCUACCCUGUUGCCAACUGGUGCUGGAUGAACGGUGGCACGGAGUGCUCAUCCACCUGCCCGGCUGGUCGCGUUGGCUCUCCGGCCUUUGCCCCCUCCUGGCACUCGCCCUGUUUGACCGUCGCCAUCGCCGACAGUGUUCCCGCCGGCUCGCCCAACAGGUGACCACCUUGUCAGGCCAUCUCUGCUUGACGGAUGCCGGAGAUACCAGAUCGAGCGAUCGCUCUUCGGCGCAUACCGGCAGCUACUCCAAGAACCCGGACCACAGUGGCGUCUACAUGGGUCCUUCAACCCCACUGCCGAGCACCGGAUUCGCCCCCGGCUUGGGUGCCGACUCUUCCGGCGUCCUGACGCCUAGCACCACCAGUCGCCGGCAACGACAGGCGGAGACUGGAUCUAUUCAGGAGACAGCUUCGUUGCAGAGCACUUUCAGCUUGGCCCGCCUCUUCGGCAGGACCAACAGCCGCGCCGAGCCAAGCAAGACGCAUCGAGUGCGCAACACGCCCACCUCUUCAGUUCGGCCCCCGAAGAACGAGGUGUGA
Molecule: messenger RNA, 789 nt
Organism: Protopolystoma xenopodis
Lineage: Eukaryota; Metazoa; Platyhelminthes; Monogenea; Polystomatidea; Polystomatidae
Source: the annotation of a GenBank genome assembly